CUCCAACCACAGUCACCAUCACCAACAAUGGCUCUAUAAGACAGGAGGAGAUGGCUUCCACAGAGAGUGGGCUCCGUAUUCAGGGGGAUGAAAACCUGCAGUCCAUGCUGGUGGGGACAGUUAUGAGAAAAAUUAAGUCUCGUACUUGGAAAAAACAACGAUAUUUCAAGCUCCAGGAUGACUGCAUGACCAUCUGGUACAAAUCCAAGAAAGCUGGCAAAGCUCACUCUACCUUUUCUAUGAGGGAUGUGGAGGUAGUGCGAGAGGGCCAUCAAAGUGAAGUACUUCUCAGCAUCGCAGACGAGUUCCCUGCUAACCGAUGCUUCACGGUGGUGUUCCAUGGUCGCAGAGGAAACUUGGACCUGGUGGCCGAGUCAGCCGAGGAGGCCCAGUCCUGGAUCAAAGGCAUGAGGAAGCUGAUUGAAAACCUGGAAAACAUGGGAGAGAGGGAAAAACUAGACCAAUGGAUAGGUGACUGGUUCCAAAAGGCUGACAAGAACAACGAUGGCAGGAUGAACUUCAAGGAAGUGCGAGAUCUCCUGAGGAUGAUGAAUGUGGAUAUGAAUGAACACCAUGCUCACCGUCUGUUCACAAUGGCAGAUAAAUCACAGACUGGUGCCCUCGAAGGGGAUGAGUUUGUCUUGUUCUACAAGAUGUUAACCCAGAGAGAAGAUAUUUUGAACAUUUUCCAGGAGUACUCAUCUGAUGGUCAGAAGUUAUCCCAGAGUGACAUAGAGGACUUCCUGAGAAAGGAGCAGCUGGAGGAUGUUGAUAUCCAACACCAUGCUCAAGAGCUAAUUAAAUACUAUGAGCCCUCAGAUACAGCAAAACAACUGAAGGCUAUGACAUUUGAUGGCUUCUUGAUGUACCUCGGUUCUGCUGAAGGCUCUAUCUUCAGUCCAAAGUGCAGGGGCAUUUUUCAAGACAUGACUCAGCCGCUGUGUCAUUACUUCAUCUCCUCCUCCCACAACACAUAUCUGAUGGAGGACCAGCUCAGAGGACAAAGCAGUGUGGAAGGAUACAUCAGGGCUCUUAAUCGCGGCUGCAGGUGUGUGGAAGUAGACUGUUGGGAUGGUGCCAAUGGAGAGCCCAUUGUCUAUCAUGGACAUACAUUCACCUCUAAGAUCCUCUUCAAGGAUGUGGUCAAUGCAGUGGGAAAAUAUGCUUUCAAGAUAUCAGAAUAUCCAGUUAUUCUGUCAAUCGAGAACCACUGCAGUGUUGACCAGCAGAGAGUCAUGGCCCAACACCUCAAGCACAUUCUUGGGGACAAGUUGCUUAGAGGCAUGUUGGAUGGCAGGGCCCCAGUAGGGCUUCCAUCUCCUGAGGAACUUAAAGGGAAGAUUCUUCUGAAAGCAAAAAAAAUUGGUGGUUUAGAGGAAACACUCAAUGGGACUGUUGAAGACUCGCUGACAGGAGAGGUCAGUGAUGAAGAUGAAGUAGCAGAAAUAGAUGAAGAAAUUCUUCAUCGUGAGAGUAUCCGGCGCAGAGUAAAGAAGUCAAAGCAGCGUUUGUCUAAAGAGCUGUCAGACUGUGUGGUCUACUGCAAGAGUGUUCACUUCAGGAGCUUCAAACAUGCCCGCAUCCACUCCAAGUUCUACGAAGUGGCCUCUUUCACAGAGUCCAAAGCUCGCAAGCAGCUACGAGAGGCUGGAGCAGAGUUUGUGCACCAUAAUGCCCGGCAACUGACCAGGGUAUAUCCCACUGGCUUCCGAACUGACUCUUCCAAUUUCAAUCCCCAGGAAAUGUGGAAUGCUGGGUGCCAAAUAGUUGCACUGAAUUUCCAGACAGCUGGAGAGGGGAUGGAUUUAAAUGAUGGCCUGUUCAGUCAGAAUGGCCGCUGUGGCUACGUCCUGAAGCCAGCUUUCAUGAGAGACAAAAAUGACAGGUUUGACCCUGAGCUGCCUCAGAAACGAGAUGACUACCAACCCAUCGUCCUUACCAUUCAGGUGAUAAGUGGCCAGCAGUUGCCUAAAGUCAACAUCAAAGAGGAUUCUAUAGUGGAUCCUCUAGUCAGAGUGGAGAUCCAUGGAGUUCUGAUGGACCAGGCCAAACAGGAAACCAGACACAUUGAAAACAAUGGAUUCAAUCCCCUGUGGAAUGAUACUCUGCGCUUCACCAUCCACACACCUGAACUGGCUCUGGUCCGCUUUGUGGUGGAAGACUACGACAAGACAUCCAAAAACGACUUUGUGGGGCAAUUUACACUCCCACUCAGCUGUAUGCAAAAAGGUUAUCGUCACAUUCACCUUUUGUCCAGAGACGGAACCAGGAUUUCUCCCUCAUCCUUGUUUGUUCAUGUCAGGAUCACAGAUCUGGAAUGACCUGAAAGGAUUUUCUGCAAAGAACAGCUUUCCACAUUGUAUUUAAUAAUGGAAGUCCAUUUAUAUUUGUCUCAUAAAGCAUUAGAUUAAAUGUUAGUAUUGCAAUAUUCUUAUUUGAAGUGAAUCGAAAUUUUAUGCCAAAUGUGAAGUGAUUCUAAAGAGCUGAUGCAAGGAUGGCUGCUCUCCAUCUUAUAGUGUGUGCGCAGGCGUGUGUGUGUUGGGUUGUUAGUGACUGCAUGCAUGUGGAUUUCUGCUGUUCUUGUUUAUUGUGCUGUAGUGGAGAAUGUGCCACCAGAUAUCUGAGUCAGGAAAUUCCCUCCCUUGCUUUAUGUAUCCGUCUGCAUUGCUCCUGUCUUCAGUUCGGCUCCUACUGUCAUGAUGGAGUUCUUACACACACUUUCAGUGGACAGCAUUUUUCCACCUUCUCUUUGAAGCACAUUGGUCUGAGUUGAAGCUGAAGUGAGGAACUCCUCACAGUUCAGUGUGUGUACAUAAUACAUAAUUGUGUGAAUUUAUUUUUGUAUUUAUACCAUGAUAUUUAUAGCAAACUGUAAACCUUUUUUGUUUGUUUUGUAUUGGACAUAUUUUCAUUGAGCACAAUCAGGAAGAAAUAAAAGACUUACAGACUGUA
Xiphophorus maculatus (southern platyfish) is the source of this 2952-nucleotide messenger RNA. RefSeq names its product 1-phosphatidylinositol 4,5-bisphosphate phosphodiesterase delta-4-like (gene plcd4a). The transcript is spliced from 16 exons. Lineage: Eukaryota; Metazoa; Chordata; Actinopteri; Cyprinodontiformes; Poeciliidae. The record is from RefSeq and is a predicted model, not a curated record. Gene Ontology annotation, biological process: intracellular signal transduction; lipid metabolic process. Gene Ontology annotation, molecular function: calcium ion binding; phosphatidylinositol-4,5-bisphosphate phospholipase C activity. Bases 51 to 2321 code for a protein of 756 amino acids.